This is a messenger RNA of Mytilus trossulus (common blue mussel), 489 nucleotides long. Its product is annotated as fibrinogen-like protein A. Lineage: Eukaryota; Metazoa; Mollusca; Bivalvia; Mytilida; Mytilidae. The transcript has 4 exons. The record is from RefSeq and is a predicted model, not a curated record. The coding region runs from base 1 to 489 and encodes 162 amino acids.
AUGAUACGAAAGAUUAUCCAGAAAAGGUAUUACGAUUCUGUUAACUUCCAGAGAAAUUGGAGAGAAUGCGAAAACGGGUUCGGUAACGUCAAUGGAGAAUAUUGGCUUGGCAACAAACAUAUCCACCGUUUGACGUCCAGUGGUACAUACGAGCUUAGAAUAGAUCUCACUGAUAAAAACAACACAAAGAAGUAUGCUAAAUAUAAGACAUUUGUUGUUGGAGAUGCAACGUCUCAGUACAAGCUGACGAUUGGUGGUUAUAGCGGCGAUGCAGGAGACUCGUUGAAUUACAGCAACGGAAUGAAAUUCACUACUGUUGACAGGGAUAAUGAUUUAAACAGUUCCAACUGCGCAAAAAAAACUGGACCAUGGUGGUUUAAAGACUGCUCUUACAGUGCUUUAAACAGUCCAUCUAGAAAUAACUGGUAUUGGCAUAAUAUAAGUGGUCAUUACGUGAAGACGUCGGUGAUGAUGAUACGGAGGAUUUAG